Molecule: messenger RNA, 1677 nt
Organism: Papilio machaon (common yellow swallowtail)
Lineage: Eukaryota; Metazoa; Arthropoda; Insecta; Lepidoptera; Papilionidae
Gene: CkIIalpha
Product: casein kinase II subunit alpha
Exons: 7
Coding region: 263-1318 (351 amino acids)
Biological process (GO): protein phosphorylation
Cellular component (GO): cytosol; protein kinase CK2 complex; nucleus
Molecular function (GO): protein serine/threonine kinase activity; ATP binding
Source: RefSeq, a predicted model, not a curated record
UUGUACUUUGGUAUAUUAGAUGGAUGGAUAGGCGUCCAUCUUGAAUUUUGCUGAAUUUGUGCCGGUUAUGUGAUAAAAGUGUAUUUUAUAGAUCGGACUUCACUUUACUUGUUAAUUUUCAAGAAGUUUACGUAUGCUGCUACUGUUUAAUAUUUAAUAUAGGAUUAACCUCAGUAAUGUGUUAGUAUCAUUACUCAAGACAUAUGCGAUUUCCGGUAAGAAUAUCGUCGAUAAAACCUUAGGUUGGCAAAGGUAUAAAACGAUGGCAUUACCUAGUAGAGCCCGGGUAUAUGCCGAUGUUAAUUCACAAAAGCCACGAGAAUAUUGGGACUAUGAAAGCUAUGUGGUCGACUGGGGUAAUCAGGAGGAUUAUCAGCUAGUACGGAAGCUUGGGCGCGGGAAAUAUAGUGAAGUAUUUGAGGCAAUAAAUAUCACAAAUAAUGAGAAGUGUGUAGUAAAAAUAUUGAAGCCCGUUAAAAAGAAGAAGAUAAAAAGAGAAAUAAAGAUAUUAGAAAACUUAAGAGGUGGCACUAAUAUAAUAACUUUACAAGCUGUAGUUAAAGAUCCUGUAUCUCGUACACCAGCUUUAAUUUUUGAACAUGUGAACAACACUGAUUUUAAACAACUGUAUCAAACACUGUCAGAUUAUGAUAUAAGGUAUUAUUUGUAUGAACUACUGAAGGCAUUAGAUUACUGCCACAGUAUGGGUAUUAUGCACAGAGAUGUGAAGCCUCACAAUGUUAUGAUUGAUCAUGAUAAUAGAAAGUUACGUCUCAUUGACUGGGGCUUAGCAGAGUUCUACCAUCCUGGACAGGAGUAUAAUGUCCGUGUUGCUUCUAGAUACUUUAAGGGCCCAGAACUAUUGGUUGAUUAUCAAAUGUAUGACUACUCACUCGACAUGUGGUCAUUAGGGUGCAUGCUGGCAUCUAUGAUAUUCCGUAAGGAACCAUUCUUCCAUGGUCAUGAUAAUUAUGACCAACUUGUGCGUAUUGCGAAAGUGCUGGGCACUGAAGAAUUAUUUGAAUAUUUGGACAAAUAUCAUAUAGAAUUGGAUCCUCGAUUUAAUGAUAUUCUUGGAAGGCAUUCACGUAAACGGUGGGAGCGAUUUGUUCAUUCUGAAAACCAACAUCUGGUAUCCGCUGAAGCUUUAGACUUCCUUGAUCGUUUGUUACGUUAUGAUCAUUACGAGCGUUAUACUGCUCGAGAAGCCAUGGAUCAUCCAUAUUUCUAUCCAAUUGUGAAAGAGCAGGGUCGAAUGGUGACAUCCAACUCUCCAACUCCCAAUGCACUACAAGGACCAAUAAAUGCUACGGAAUAAUCAUUAAUAAACUCAGUAAUGCUCUUUAUAAACACUAUAUAUUGAAUAUUUACUUGUACAAGGUUCCAGACGAGAUCCGUGACAGAGACAACAACACAAACACUCCGGUCCACUGUAGGAAGAGACGGCAAGGGGCACGGUGAAGUCAUCUCUGUUCCAACCCAAACUGAUAACAAAAGGAAUUCCAAUGUUUACAAAAUGAAUUAAUUUGGAAAGACAAUAUAAUUUAGUGUUUAAUGUUAGUAAAUAUCAGGUUAAUUCAUUGUUUUAAAGUGUUUUUCUCCGGUAAAAACUACUAAGUCCAUGAAAGUGUAUCAAGCUAUUACUUUCUAUAUUUUACGGUGGUUUCUAAAUUUAAC